Molecule: messenger RNA, 543 nt
Organism: Lachancea meyersii CBS 8951
Lineage: Eukaryota; Fungi; Ascomycota; Saccharomycetes; Saccharomycetales; Saccharomycetaceae
Source: the annotation of a GenBank genome assembly
AUGCUGAAGAGGUGGCUGGUGCCAAAGUUGUUAAUUGGGCUCUUACUCCUGUUUGGUCAAGCGUUAGCUAACACUGAGACAUUAGUCUUCGGAGUGCCGUCUGAUUUCGAAUAUGGAAGUGCAGAGCUCACAAUCGACCACCCACACUUGUCUCUGAUCAAUACGAACCGAGCGAUACAAAAUUUCGAUGUGCCGCUCGACUCGACGUUUAAAGUGGAAGUUCAAGGGCUGGAUGCUGGCGACACUUACCAAGCAAAAUUCUGCUGGACAGCUAUACAUCCAGUAGAUAUCCAAAUGAUAGGAUGGUCGAUGGAAAAACAGCCUGCUUCUUCAAACAACAAAGACCUGACAAUUUUCGUCUCUUUCGAGGUGACCCCCUCUUCAUACCCAGCAUUCAAAGCCUCCACGGUUCCCGUGAGCGUGUCGGUGGCCGCCAUUCGGUUUGGCUUGCCGGUCGAUCUUUACGCCACAUUCAUUUACAUUGCAUUGGUUAUGGUGGCCACCUAUUGCAUAUACCGCCGUUUGAAUCUGUAUAUAUGGUAA